AAUGAAAAUGAAAGAGCACCAGAAAGCUUAACCGGCGUCGUUUAUUUAUCGUUCUGCCUCUUGGCGGCAAUGGUAACCAACUUCAUGUCAAACUUAUACAAGUCGGCGAUAAAAAAAACAAAAGAUUUUGAAUUCUUACUGAGCAAGCCAAAAUGGGAGUUCACGGUCUAUGGGAACUGCUAGCUCCCGUCGGCCGCCGCGUGUCCGUCGAAACCCUAGCCGGAAAGAAACUCGCCAUCGAUGCAAGUAUUUGGAUGGUUCAAUUCAUGAAAGCGAUGCGAGAUGAGAAGGGAGAAAUGAUUCGAAACGCGCAUUUGUUAGGGUUUUUUAGGAGAAUUUGCAAACUUUUAUAUCUAAAAACUAAACCUGUUUUCGUCUUCGACGGUGCCACACCUAUUCUCAAGCGCCGCACCGUCAUUGCUCGACGUCGACAGAGAGAAAACGCUCAGGCUAAGAUCCGUAAAACGGCUGAAAAAUUGCUUCUAAAUCAGCUAAAGCAAAUGAGACUGAAAGAGUUGGCAAAGGAUCUUGACAACCAGAGGAAAAUGCAAAAGAAUAAUAAUAAGGAUAAGGGUAAGAUGGUUUCUUCAGAUAACCAAUCUGACACUAACUUUGUGGGAUGUAAUGCCAAUGUGGAAUUGACAAAAGAAGGUGACGUAAAGCUGAAAGAAAAAUUGGAAGUGCCUAGUAUUGCAAAGGAUGGGGGUCACAACGAAGAUGAAGAUGAAGAUGAAGAUGAAGUGAUAAUACUGCCAGAUAUUGAUGGAAAUAUUGAUCCUGAUGUUUUAGCGGCAUUGCCACAAUCAAUGCAACGACAGCUUCUUAAGCAGGGUAAGAAGAUUUUAUUAAAUGACCUGAAUCAAUCUAACAAGGAGAGGAGUGGCACAGAACACGAUGCUAUGACAUCAACUAGUUACAGUCAGGAAAAGCUGGAUGAAAUGUUGGCAGCAUCUCUUGCAACCCAGGAAGAUAGCAAUUUAGCUAAUGCAUCAACAUCAGUUGCAGCCAUCCCUUCUGAGGACGAUGGUGAUGAAGAUGAAGAGAUGAUACUUCCAGCAAUGCAUGGGAAUGUUGAUCCAGCUGUUUUAGCUGCUUUGCCUCCAUCUCUGCAACUUGAUCUUCUUGGUCAGAUGCGGGAAAGAUUGAUGGCUGAAAAUAGACAAAAGUAUCAAAAAGUUAAAAAGGCACCUGAAAAGUUCUCCGAGCUACAAAUACAGUCUUAUCUUAAAACUGUUGCUUUCCGUCGAGAGAUAGAUGAAGUUCAGAGAGCUGCUGCUGGGCGAGGGGUUGCUGGUGUACAGACUUCCAGGAUAGCUUCUGAAGCCAACAGAGAAUUUAUUUUUUCAUCAUCAUUUACUGGAGACAAACAGGCACUUACGUCUGCUAGAAAAGAGAUUGAUGAAGAUAAGCAACAAGAGAGACAUUCAGAUCAUCCUUCAGGUUUUCUGGGUAGUGUUAAAUCAAGCUGUAAGUCCAAUGUGGCGGCAGAAUCAGUCCCUGAUGAAUCUACUAGUGCUCCUGAUGAAGAUGUUGGGACAUAUGUUGAUGCGACAGGCCGUAUACGUGUCAGUAGAGUGAGAGGUAUGGGAAUUCGUAUGACUCGUGAUUUACAAAGGAACUUAGAUUUGAUGAAAGAGAUUGAGAAGGAAAGAACAAAUUUGAAUAAGGGUGUGAAUGUGAAGUCUGUUCCAGAUAAGAGCAAAAUUGAUGCUUCAAAGAGUGUAUCUAAUGGAAAUCAGUUUGUAGAAACUUCACAUGAUGAUAAUGGUGAAUCUGUAAAUGUGAAUGAGAGCAAUCAGCAGUCUGCUUUUGAAACUGAAUCUUGUAUGGAAAUAACUUUUGAGGAUGAUGGAAAGACGGAGUAUUUUGAUGAUGAUGAUAUUUUUGCACGCUUAGCAGCAGGUGAACCUGUAACACUACCUUCUCCUGAGGAAAAAUCUUUGAGAAAGCAGCCUUCGGGUUCUGAUUCAGAUUUUGAGUGGGAGGAAGGAGUGGUUGAAGGAAAAUGGGAUGGUGUUACUCCUGGUAUGAAUGCUGAACAUAAUCUUUUGAAUAAGGAAAGCAAUAUUACUGAUGAUAGUGAAGUGGAAUGGGAGGAAGAGCCUUCUGAUGCUCCCAAGAGUUCCUCUGGACCUGUUGAAUCAGGUAGAAUGCUCUCUAAAGGUUACUGGGAAGAGGAGUCUGAUCUACAGGAGGCAAUAAGGAGAAGUCUAACAGAUGUAGGUGUUGAAAAAUCUAAUUCUUUUCCUUCUGAUGUUAUUGAAUCAAAAAACUUAGGAGAAAACUUGGAUGAAGAUUUUGGAUCUCUGCACGAGAAAGGUGAUACAGGUGCAAGUAGUUUUCCAGGGGAUGCUGUUAAUUGGCAGAAUAAGUCUUGUGAAAAUUUAGAUAGACCCCGGAAGCCAUGUACUGUGAAUGAACCAAGUAUAUCAGAAACCUUUAAUUCUCCUGAGAGCCCAUCACCUGUACAUAAUUCUGAUAAAAACAUGACAAUAUUGAGUAAAUUUUCUGAAAGAUCUGAUGGUUCUCAUUCUGAGCAAUCAAGGCACAAUGAAACUGCAGAAUUUGUUGCAACACUGGAGAAGGAGGUCGAUUUUCCUACUGGGAAACACUUGGAUGUUUCUAAGGAGGUUGACGGGUUGUCUACCAUCUCUGACAGUUGGUUUAAGGAUAAUUCUCAUAGUUUUGAUGCAGCACAUGGUGACAUUCCUGAUACCAUUCAGGUUGAUAAGAAAACUGGUUCUGAAGAUGAACCAUCUAACCUGGUCAGUGACAAUAAAAGUAGUAUUGAAGCUGAAAUUCUGGAUCAAGAUAAGAAAAUUGAUUUUGAAGCUAAACCAUCGCAGCAAUCAGUUGACACAGUUAACUUAUCCAUUCCCACGGUGCAGUCAUCUGCAAAUAAAGUAAUAUCUGAUCUUCACAUUGAGCAAGAACUGUCAGGGGAUAUAACUUAUGAAAAUUGUGUCAACAAAGCAGAGCAGCAUACAGACAUGUCUACCAUUAAGGGCAAUGAUAAUGAAGAAAUUAAGUUCUCAAAGGCUAGCUUGGAUGAGGAGCUGCUAAUUCUAGAUCAGGAAUGUAUCAAUAUGGUAGAUGAGCAGAGGAAGCUUGAACGUAAUGCAGAAUCUGUCAGUAGUGAAAUGUUCGCAGAGUGUCAGGAACUGCUGCAAAUGUUUGGCUUACCCUACAUUAUUGCACCGAUGGAGGCAGAAGCUCAAUGUGCUUAUAUGGAGCUAACAAACCUUGUUGAUGGUGUUGUCACUGAUGAUUCUGAUGUAUUCUUGUUUGGGGCACGAAGUGUUUACAAGAAUAUAUUUGAUGAUAGGAAAUAUGUGGAGACUUACUUUAUGCAGGACAUUGAGAAGGAACUUGGUUUGACAAGGGAAAAGUUAAUGCGAAUGGCAUUGCUUCUUGGGAGUGACUACACUGAAGGGGUUAGUGGAAUUGGUAUUGUUAAUGCUAUUGAGGUAGUGAAUGCAUUCCCAGAAGAAGAUGGACUUCAUAAAUUCCGGGAGUGGAUUGAGUCCCCUGAUCCUACUAUCUUGGGGAAGCUCAAUGUGCAAGAAGGAUCUAGUGCAAGGAAAAGAGGGCCAAAAUCCACAGAAAAAGAUGUAAAUGGUACAAAAACCAGCACGAGAGGAUCUGAAAGCAACAAUGGAACGUCUUCACUUGACCAGAACAGUUUUCAAGCUGACAAGAACAUGCAGUCUACAGAUUGUACCGAUGAUAUAAAGCAGAUUUUCAUGGAUAAGCAUAGAAAUGUGAGCAAAAACUGGCACAUACCCUCAUCAUUCCCAAGUGAAGCAGUUAUUUCUGCAUAUUCUUUGCCACAAGUAGAUAAGUCAACUGAACCAUUCACAUGGGGAAGGCCAGAUCUUUUUGUUCUUCGCAAACUGUGCUGGGAGAAGUUUGGAUGGGGUAGUCAGAAAUCAGAUGAGUUGCUGCUGCCUGUUUUAAGAGAGUCCGAAAAACGAGAGACUCAAUUGCGAAUGGAAGCCUUUUACACUUUCAAUGAAAGAUUUGCUAAAAUACGUAGCAAGAGAAUUAAGAAAGCUGUUAAAGGAAUCACUGGAAACCAAUCCUCGGAGUUGAUAGAUGAUGGCAUGCAACAAGUUUCUAAAAGUAGGAGAAAGAGAAGAGCUAGUCCAGUUCAAAGUGGAGAUGAUAAAUCAGGGGAACCUUCAAACAAGAAAGAGGACAUUGCUUCUCGAUGUCAGAGUAAAUCCACGGACAAAUCAGUGCCUAAGACAUCAAGGAAACGGCAGAGCUCUGGAAAGGAUGUUUCAUUUGAGAUGAGAACUCCAGAACCACAACUGCAGACGUUGCGCAGGCGAGAAACCAACAAACAAUCAGCUGGGAAUGGAAGAGGUAGAGGUGGUGGGGAAGGAAGAAGGCGUAAAGGAAGUUCUGGUUUUCAGCAGUUUGAAACCAGCUCUUCUGGUGGUGAUAGCGGCAAUGUUAACCAGGAAGUUGAUGGGGAGAAGUUAGAUCAGCCACGGGAAGUGCGAAGGUCCAUGCACACUCGAAACCCUGUGAAUUACACUGUGAAGGACCUAGAAGACGAGGGUGGCUUGAGCCAUAAAGAAUCCUCUGGUGAAGAUGCAAUGGAGAAAGAAGCUGGUGAAGAUGUAAAGGAAAAGAUUCAGUGUGAAGCUAGAGAGCCUUCUCUUGACAACAUCUAUGGAGACUAUCUCGAAACAGGAGGCGGAUUUUGUAUGGACGAGAGAGGAACUGAUCUACCUGAUGCUAACCAAGACGUUGAUCUUGAAACUGAACCAACUAAUGAUUACCUGAAAAUGGGAGGUGGAUUUUACAUGGAAGGAGACAUUGAUCAACCUGAUACAAGCCAAGAUGUCAAUCCCUUUUCUGAAACCGGAUCAGCCAAUGAUUACCUGAAAAUGGGAGGUGGAUUUUGCAUGGAAGAAAGUGAGACAAUCGGUAACCCAGAUGCCGGUAACUAUGAAGAUCCUGUACAAGCUACUGAGUCUUCAAACUGCUUUGCUUUUAUGGACAAAGCUGACGAUAACAUUGAUUCAGCUGAACCAUCUGUCAAUGCUGAAGGAUCACUACUGGAUAAACUUCAAAAUGGAGGGAAGACACCUGAUGAAGCAAAUGAUGCUCUGAAUCUAAACCAUCGGAAUGCUGCAAAUAAAGAUGAUUCCAAGGAAAGUGCAUCACUUCCGGAGGCAAGUGAUGUCGGAACAACAUUCAUCAGUGGUCUAAGCGCAAUGCCUAGCUUGAAGAGGAAGCGCAGGAGGAGGUAAACUGCAGUCUACUUUCUAGCUUUUCUAUACAGCCUGGGAAUUAGUCAUGCUAAACUGACAGUAGGAUUCGUUAUUGAAGCUUGCAUAUGUAGCCAUCCAUUGUAGACUUUGAUUGAGUUGCGAAAUCGCAACAAUAUCCAUCCUUAUAAGCUAACAGGAUUAAAGCUA
Molecule: messenger RNA, 5432 nt
Organism: Gossypium raimondii (Peruvian cotton)
Lineage: Eukaryota; Viridiplantae; Streptophyta; Magnoliopsida; Malvales; Malvaceae
Product: DNA repair protein UVH3
Exons: 18
Coding region: 153-5264 (1703 amino acids)
Biological process (GO): nucleotide-excision repair
Cellular component (GO): nucleus
Molecular function (GO): DNA endonuclease activity; single-stranded DNA binding
Source: RefSeq, a predicted model, not a curated record